GUGUUUAUUUCCAUCUUCAGCCUCCCGCCGAUCCCCUGCAAGCCACACCCGGGGUUACACAAAGAUCCAGGUGUCUAGAUACAGAUCGAUCCAGUACAUCAUUCACCGAGUAAAUAAAACAUUCGAAGGGCAAAAUGGCCUUUAGACUCUGCCAGUCACUCGCCCUCGCCGGGUUCGCCGCCAUGGGCGUCGCCCAGACCACCGCGACGACGACUGCUGCUACAGCCACGGGCACCCAGAGCGUCUUCGACCUCUUGAUGCCGGCCUACUACGGCCCAACCAUCCAGGCGUCGGUGGUGAGCGCCAACCCGACGGUGACGACCUUUUUCAUCCCCUGCCCGACAGACGUAGAAGCCAAUCUCUGCUCGGCGGGCUACAACCUCAUCCAUGGCCCUUCAAUCGUCGAGGUCCAUAUCACCCUCGAAGCAUCUGGUGAUUUGGAAAAGACGGCCCAGGACAUAGCGUGCCAGUUGAAGGCGGGAGAAGCACAGUGCACCUUCACCUAUGCUAUUGGCUCGCUAUCGACAGCUGGGGUUUCCACGCUUGAGCAGUACACGUCCUUCCUGGAACCUGUGACCAUAACAGCGGGCUUGGAGAAGCUAGCGACCAAGACGAACGGUGUGCCCCGGCAGACGCAAAACGCCGUACUUGCAGGUGUUGCCGUCGCGGCCAUGGGCGGUGUCAUGUUCAUGUGAGCGAGUCUGGCCUC
Molecule: messenger RNA, 709 nt
Organism: Lasiosphaeria miniovina
Lineage: Eukaryota; Fungi; Ascomycota; Sordariomycetes; Sordariales; Lasiosphaeriaceae
Exons: 2
Coding region: 135-695 (186 amino acids)
Source: RefSeq, a predicted model, not a curated record